This is a messenger RNA of Closterium sp. NIES-67, 615 nucleotides long. The record is from the annotation of a GenBank genome assembly. NCBI's taxonomy places the organism in Eukaryota, Viridiplantae, Streptophyta, Zygnematophyceae, Desmidiales, Closteriaceae.
AUUGAAAAACGUUUUCCCUUCUCGAGCUUUCCGUCUCCACGUUUCUCCCUCCAUCCCUCCACGCUCUCUCCACGCAUUGGUUUAUCAACCUCAGCCAUGGCUGCCUUCGUCGCUGCUCCCCUGCUCGCCGCCCCCACUGCUACUGUCGGCUUCGGAGUGAAGUCCAGCCGCCGCGUGUCCGUCCGUGCUGAGGCGGCCAAGGGCGAGGUGGCGGUGGUGAUCAACCCGGCCAUCCAGAAGGACGUGGAGAAGGUCGUUGACGCUGUCGUCGUCGGCGAGCUUGAGAAACCCAUCACCGCUUACUGCAGGUGCUGGCGGUCCGGGACUUUCCCCCUGUGCGACGGUGCACACGCCAAGCACAACAAGGCGACAGGGGACAACGUGGGCCCUCUGGUGCUCAAGAAGUGAGCCAGGCUCAAGAGAAAGGGAGUCUAAAUGAAGUCUGGCUGGGCCUUCAUUUACUUCUCAUGUGCAGGCUGAUCUGGGCGGGCCCAUGCUCGAGCGGUGUUCUAGGGUAGGAGAUGUGAUGUGACGUGUAAUGCAUGCUCCAGUUGUGUACUUUCGUUUUAAUAACAGUACCCUUGCUCUGAUUGGUAAAAAAAAAUCUAAAAAAGU